Molecule: messenger RNA, 1563 nt
Organism: Brassica napus (rape)
Lineage: Eukaryota; Viridiplantae; Streptophyta; Magnoliopsida; Brassicales; Brassicaceae
Exons: 4
Coding region: 1-1563 (520 amino acids)
Source: RefSeq, a predicted model, not a curated record
AUGUCCAAGAAGUUCCUCCUGGAGCUGCUCAAGAGGGCAAUGGUCAAGGAGCUGCCAACCUUCGACCUAGACAACCACAACGCCAACCUAGGGCCAUCGGCUCACACUUGGGAGAAAAACAUCUCAACUGAUACUAUCACAACUUGGGAUGAAUGCAAGAAGGCCUUCCUCAACAAGUUCUUCUCUGCUACAAGGACUGCAAACCUUAGAAAUCAGAUAUCUGGUUUUCAACAAAAAGGACUUGAAGGAUUUUCAGAGGCAUGGGAGAGAUUCAGAACCUACUUGUCUCAAUGCCCCCACCAUGGCUUCAACAAUGAGAGCUUGCUAAGCACAUUCUACAGAGGAGUCUUGCCUAAAUUCAAAAGCCAGCUUGACACUGCAAGCAAUGGAAACUACUUGGGGAGGACUGUCGAAGAUGCAUUAGAACUCUUGGAGAACAUGGCACAAAGUGAUUCUGUCUACAAUGAUGAAUAUGACAGAAGAGACAGAAGUGGGGGAGGAGAAGAUAUGACCACAAAAAGAGAACUGAAAGCAAUACAAGAAAAGAUUGACAUGCUACUAUCAGAAAAGAACAAGAAGGAGGAGUUACAUAUGGUUUCUGAAGCUGAUGGAGUAGAAUGCCAAGAAGAUAUGUACUAUGUCAAUGCUCAGGGUACAUGGUACAAGAAGGAACAUGACUAUCAAAACCAGAACAACUACCAACAGAAACCCUUCUACAACAACCAACAGAAGCCAUUCAACAACUACCAGCCAAAACAAUUCUACAACAAUCAGCCUAAGCCAUUCUACAACAACAACCAAGGUGGUUACCAACCAAAACAGAGCUUCCCUCCUGGAUUCUCACCAAAACCAAAUCUACCUACACAAGAACAAGCUGGAUCAUCAACACAACCUCCACAAGAGAGUAGUACUGAAGCGAUGCUAAAACAAUUAUUGGAGGGACAAGCAAGAACCAGCUCAAGUCGCCAACAAGGUACACUACCUGGAAAGCCUGAACAAAACCCAAAGGAGACAAUGAAGGCAAUCACCCUAAGGAGUGGAAGAGAGUUGCCUCCUAAAGUUCUCAUUAAGGAUAAUGAGAAACAAGGUGGGGAGGUGGUCAUCAAUGUAGAUGAUGAUGUGGUGAUUGUGGAUGAGAAAACUAAUGAGGAAAUAUUGGAGAAGAUAGUUGAAGCUAAGGGCAAGAGAAAGAUUGGAGAGGAGAAAUUUGAGAACAAAAAUGAGGAGGUUACAUCAACAAAGGAGAAAUUGUUCACUCCUCCUCCCUAUGAGCCAAAACUUCCCUUUCCUGGAAGAUUCAAAAAGCAACUCCUAGAGAAAUACAAAGCCUUUGCCAUUAUUCAGAGAAUGACUGUCCCAAGGAAGCUACAAGACCCUGGUAGUUUCACCCUGCCAUGCGCCAUUGGACCUUUGACAUUUGAGAAAUGUCUAUGUGACUUGGGAGCAAGUGUCAGCCUCAUGCCACUAUCCAUUGCCAAGAAGCUUGGGUUUACACAAUAUAAAAAGUGCAAGAUCUCUUUGGUGCUGCUGAUCGAUCUGUCAAGCUCCCCAUUGGCAUCCUAG